Messenger RNA from Patiria miniata (bat star), 5326 nucleotides. RefSeq names its product mothers against decapentaplegic homolog 4-like. Lineage: Eukaryota; Metazoa; Echinodermata; Asteroidea; Valvatida; Asterinidae. The record is from RefSeq and is a predicted model, not a curated record. The transcript has 13 exons. Gene Ontology annotation, molecular function: DNA-binding transcription factor activity, RNA polymerase II-specific; I-SMAD binding; RNA polymerase II cis-regulatory region sequence-specific DNA binding. Gene Ontology annotation, biological process: SMAD protein signal transduction; cell differentiation; transforming growth factor beta receptor signaling pathway. The coding region runs from base 324 to 2399 and encodes 691 amino acids. Gene Ontology annotation, cellular component: heteromeric SMAD protein complex.
CGUACAUUAUUAUUGCACUGCACUGCAUGCAGUACAUGCAGCGGAAUGUAUGAAAAGCAAUGUGGAGCUAGUUUACUGAGCGCGCGUGUGCCACGAAUUUGUCGUCAGUUGUACCAUUUUGAUUCCUCCAUGGUAUUACUAUACCUCACCACCUUAUAAUGUGAUGGCCAAUGUGAGGAGAAGUUGUAGUUAAAUUUAGUACCAGUAUUUGAUGAUUUCCGUCACUCGUCAGGCAAGUGAAGUGUAACGUAUUGUUAGUACUUGUAAGUUGUAGCGGAAUUCAAGCUGAUUCGAAGUGCGGGGGAUAAGUGGGUGUCGUUCCGAUGAGCCUGGUCAAUGCAGCCAUCAUGGCAUCCAGUGCCCCCACCUCAGCGGACGCAUGCCUGAGCAUCGUCCACAGUCUGAUGUGCCACCGGCAGGGCGGCGAGUCGGAGAGCUUUGGGAAGCGUGCCAUCGAGAGCCUGGUCAAAAAGCUCAAGGAGAAGCGAGACGAGUUGGACAGUCUCAUCACAGCCAUUACGACAAACGGGGCCCACCCGAGCAAGUGCGUCACCAUACAGAGAACGUUGGAUGGAAGGUUACAGGUAGCAGGCAGGAAGGGGUUCCCUCAUGUCAUCUAUGCACGGAUUUGGCGCUGGCCCGACCUGCACAAAAACGAGCUCAAACAUCUCAAGUUCUGCCAGUUUGCGUUUGACCUGAAAUGUGACAGUGUAUGCGUCAAUCCGUACCACUACGAAAGAAUUGUAUCGCCAGGAAUUGAUCUUUCUGGUUUGACUCUUCAGCAGACAGAUUUCUUUGGUCAUGUUGCAGCAGGUCCUCCGGGCCGACUCGUCAAGGAUGAAUUUGGCGGCGAGUGUGUACAGGUGGAGCACAACAUAUCCCACCCGCCUGGCACGAGUAACGGCCUGGGCCGUGUGCCACACAGCCUGGGCCAGAGAAUGCAAUUUAGUGGACCUGUGCCGUCCACCUCACAGAUGAACGACUUCAGUAGGAUGAUUGCACCCCACACCAUUAGCACUAGCCUGCCUGUGCCUUUGUCACAACCUCUCAUGGUGAGCACCAUACCAGACCAACAACAUACAUCACAGCCUAACCAUCCUAUCAUCACCAGUACUGCAGUCAUGCCACAGGAUCCCGCACAGAUAGGCUCUUCAAUGCCCCAGAUGGGACAACACCCCAUGGCUUCUCAGAUGCCUCCCAUGCCCCAGUCCCCCAGCACUUCCUACCCGCCCCUUCCCAGCGUCCAGUCCCCCAGCUCGGCCCCACCCUCCAUCCAAUCCCCCUCAGUUCAGGCCCAGCCCGCCUCCCAGCAAGCCCAGGGUCCACCGGCCCCUUCCCAGGGUCCCUCAUCCCAGGGCCCACCGCCGCCGCAAGCACCCCAGCCGUCGCAAGUUGCUGGGAGUUCAGCAGGUUCUGCGGGGGUUCCUGGCCCAUCGGGACAACCUGGUCCCUCAACAGGCCCUGGACCUGCUGGACCGACAUCCCCAACUAGGUCCACCUCUAACCAGCAGAUGGCCAGAACAAGUACUACAAUCUGGACGGGGAACAACACAAUGUCCUACAAUCCUGGCAUGCCGGGGGGCACGUCCCAAGCAGCCAAUCCAACGAAUCCGUACUGGCAGCAGACCAAUCAGAUGCAAGGAGAAAUCCCGCUCAAUGCCCCACUCUCAACUCAGCCAGCUCCAGAAUACUGGUGCUCCAUUGCCUACUUUGAGUUGGACACCCAGGUCGGGGAAAUCUUCAAGGUACCCUACUCCUCCGCUCCCCCACGCUAUCCAUCAGUUACCAUCGAUGGUUACGUUGACCCCUCCGGCGUAGACCGGUUCUGCUUGGGCCAGCUGUCCAACGUCCACCGGACGGAAUCCAGCGAAAGAUCACGGCUGCACAUUGGUAAAGGUGUCCAACUUGACCUGAAGGGUGAGGGGGAUGUGUGGGUGCGAUGUCUGAGCGAGCAUGCAGUCUUUGUCCAGAGUUAUUACCUUGACAGGGAAGCAGGCAGAGCGCCGGGGGAUGCUGUGCACAAGAUAUAUCCCAGCGCUUACAUCAAGGUGUUUGAUCUGCGCCAGUGCCAUGCCCAGAUGAGAACCCAAGCAGCCACAGCAAGAGCUGCAGCGUCUGCCCAGGCAGCUGCAGUGGCUGGCCAUGUACCUGGCCCUCAGUCAGUUGGUGGCAUUGCUCCGGCUGUCCGCUACUCCGCCGCAGCGGGCAUCGGGGUGGACGAUCUGAGGCGUCUCUGCAUCCUGCGCAUGAGUUUCGUCAAGGGCUGGGGGCCAGACUACCCCCGGCAGAGCAUCAAGGAAACACCUUGCUGGAUUGAGAUCCACCUUCACAGGGCCCUACAACUCCUAGAUGAGGUCCUGCACACCAUGCCUCUCAUGGAUCCUCUGGGAAUGGACUAAAGAGAGAAAGAGAGCACUAUGUCUCAAGACAUCUCUGAUAAACUCUUAGAGAGAUUUUCCUCAUCAAAACUUUUGAAUUGUGUACAAAGUGCUGCAAGGGAGAGGUCUUUUGGAUCGUCCAGUUGGGUUAGAAGGGAAUCCUGGUCACCUUGCCAGUGUUGGAUCCUGUAUGAGUGGGCUGAAGGACAUACCCUGCCAUUGUUCAGAGGACAUCAGAAGUUGUCUAGAACCAAGCUGCAAUAUGCUGUGCUAUCGAGCUUGGUCUGCAUUCAGGAUUAUGUGUAGAUUAUCUUGGAUGUGAUGGUGAAUGCUGCAUGCUGUUAACCCCUCCCUAUCCCAUCUAGUUGAUGAAAGCCAGGACAGGAUCUGGAGACCUGGGGACUGCAAAAGGCAGCCCAGCAGUUCAGACGUAACUGUUAUCUUGGCACAUCUUAGCCUCAUUUCUGUCACAUGCCCUCGGUCAGAUGCAUUCCCUAUUGGGCUUCCUCAUGGCUCGGCCUACAUCCAGGUACUGGAAAGUCAGCAUCACCAUUUUUGUACGCAAAGAUCGUAUAAUCGCCGAGCGCAGUAGGAACCUGUAGCAGGCAAGCCUUCAAAGCUGUGGAUGAAACUGUGAGAAAAACAUGGAGCCAACACCCAGUGCUGGGUCGGCCCGAUUAUGGCAACUAUUCACAGCACAGGAAGUGAACAUUAUGCCAUUUGAUAGAAUUCUCAUUUAUUUUACGUGAAAAUACGCCCUACUGUCUAGUUUACAAUGCACGACGUGGAUGAUAACCAAACGCUUGCCUACUGCAGUGGUGGUUGAUUACAGGGAAACCAGAUGGUCAUGUGGUACUUUGACGUCACAGUAUCAGACAUGAUAUCUUUGUGCAUCUUCAAGCAAAUACUGUCUUGUCCAAUAGUCUGUACCAUAAGGGUCUGGUUGUUGCAAAAAUUCCCACUAUGAAAACUUUAUCGUUUGUAAGAUGAGACAAAUUGGGAUUUUAUUAUGUUCUUCACUUUUAGAAACAGCUUUUGUUUUCUUGAAAUGAGUAUAACUAAUGUUGGAAUGAACUUCUUAGCCUUGGCAUAAGGUACACGUAUGUACAUGUAUGGUAGCUAUGAAGUUCAUAAUGGAAUCUUAUGAAUUUCUUCCUCAAGAGUUCCUUUGCAGACCGUUUGGAAACGAAUCCUAACCGAUAUUACACUUUGAGCUUACAUUUAUAACUUAAUUCCAUUAUCUGAAAGCAGGGCAUCAAAUAUUGUCUUCAACAUGUGAGCUCUGUCUCGCAUACAUCCUUCUUGCAAACUUAAUCAAAGUUGCCAAGCGGGUGUGUUUUUGUCUCGUGUCUCAGAGCCAAAACGGGAGGUUGAUUCAAGACAAAGGCUGCAAACGUGGAGGACUGUGUAGGCUUUACAGUGAAUUUGGGUGGUUUUUUUUUUAAAGAUCGCAGAAAAAAAAUCUGAUUUCAGAAGAAUUUCUCAGGUACUGAAUGUAGGUUGAUGUACCAGUGUGCAAAAGAGAGGAAAAUAUCUUGCUCUUAUGUGGCUGUUAUUUUCCAUCAAGACGUCUUAAAGAUAUGAGAAAGAUCAUUAACAACCAGGCAAUUAAAGAUGUGUAUAAAUGGCUAGUGUUGGAGAUUCAGAAAAGGUGCCAGAAAUGUGUUUUUGUAUUUUUUUAACACUAUAAUACAAAGGCAUCAAACAGCUUAAAGUUGAAAUGGGAAGGAUUGAAAAUUAUAUAAAAAAUUAAAUAAGAAACGUGUCGUAUUUGUAACUUUUUUUUGUACUUUAUGUAAUAUGUAUGCUACUGUUCUUCCAAGACGAGAUAGACUCAGUCGUGCAGAGGAAUUUUUUGUAAGAAAAAAAAUGAGAAAUGUUUAGUUGUGAUUUCUAUGACGUGUAUAAAAAGAAUUGUAGAGAUGUUGGUUUUACGAUGUUAAAAGAAAACAGUUCAACCUUUUUUUUAUAGAACCUUUUCGAUGCAGAAAAACAGAUCGCUGUCAUAGUGGAGGUAUAUGUGUCCAACCAGAUCAUUGCACAAACAUGUCCAAAUUUGUAGAUUAACUACAGUAUGUGUGUACAGAUGUAAUUCUGGAGCAGUGCUGUUGUGGAGUGCAUAACAGGUCCUUAGCAGUCAUCACAAGGCAAUCACAACUCAUCACAAGGCAAUCACAAGUCAGUCACAGUUUAUCACAAGACAAUCACAAGUCAGUCACAGGUUAUCACAAGACAAUCACAAGUUGUCCAGUCACAAAAGCUGUUGAAAAAGCAACCUGACAACGGCAUUCCUAUAUCAUUGUUUAUCCUCUGUUACCUGUGACUGGAGUUUUGAAAAGACUUGUGUAUUGCCACGACUUGUGAUUUACUUGUGAUGGAAUUGUUAUUGACUUUACUAAAGCUCAGGUCUGGGGGUAGGUAAUGUCUCAUCACGUUUUGUGAAUUUGUGUCUUGUAUUAGAUUUGUGAUACAUUUGUACUAUGCACACCCCCCCCCCUCCCCUUAGUGUUUUCCCAAUAACUUGUCAAAUUUUCAUUAUUUUUUCCUAAUAAUGUCAAUCAUAUGCCCUUGAUUUUGUAAUCCUGGUACCACUAAUAUACAUGUACAUGUACAAAUGCAUUCAGAAUCCUCGUUAACAAACAUUCCAACUGAACUGGUCACAGACGGCAAGCUGAUGUAUCAACUUGAUACGUGUAUGUCACCCAUCAGAGAGCUGACGAUAUUUGUGCAUUGUUUAAAUUCAGUCUAUUAAAGACAUAUGGGAUCAAUUGUUUUUAUCUCAAAAAGUGACCUACCAAAUUAGUAUCAAAAAGUGUGCUUGGAUUAAAGAUAUACUGGAACUAAAUACCCUGUGAAAUCAAGAAUGCCGCUGAUUUCCAACAAUCAGUUAGUUGACUGAUUUUGGGAAUAAAAAGUGCUGUUGUCCAAAUAGUGUUAUUCGAUCAAAA